CAGAGGUUGCUCCACCCCCUCAGUUCCUUCCUGCGAUUGGCAGUGACUAGCUUCAGCAGGAUAUAAAUUGCAGCAGCUUGUGCCCAGGGUAUUGGACCCACCUGAGGUGAAACUGGCUUGUUGGAGAAAGACACAGUCAGAGACAGGAUGAAGCCCUUUGUUACAAUUGUGCUUGUGCUGUGCAUUUACCUGUCAGGAUCAGACAGUGCAGGAUUGAUGCAGAAAUCAGUGAUAUUCCCAACCAAAACAGACACCAGCUUCGUCAAGUUGAAUGCAGCUGAUUUCUCUGAUUUGACUGUCUUUACUGUCUGCCUCAGAGCAGCGUCUGAAGAGAACCGUAAUUACACUUUGUUCUCCUACGCAACAAGCAGAUCCAACAAUGAGCUGCUGAUUUGGCAAAAGACUAAUGCACAACUAGACCUGUAUUUAGGACCUGUUGUAGGGAGAUUUUACCUCCCAAAAAUGGAUGCCUGGUUGAGACACAUCUGUGUGAGCUGGGAGUCUCGAAAAGGUGAGAUAACAGUCUGGGUCAAUGUGAGACGUAGUAUGAGGAAGAUUGGUGGAUUGGGUGGAGUUGUGAAGAACAGUGGCCAGUUUUUUCAUGGUCAGGAGCAAGACUCAGUCGGUGGAGUUUUUGACAUCAAACAAUCCUUUGCCGGAGAGAUAACUGAUGUUAAUAUGUGGGAUCGUGUUCUAAAACCCAAUUAAAUUGAGUUGAUCAGUCAGGGGUGUUACAGUGAUGGAGGGAACAUCAUUGACUGGGGAUCUACAACAUUUGCACCAGGAGGGAACGUCAUAAUUAAACACAAUAAUGAUUGUACACUUUAAAUAUUUUGGAUCCAAAAAGCAUUUAAAUGUGCAGAGGGGAACACAAUCUCCUCAAA
Amblyraja radiata (thorny skate) is the source of this 884-nucleotide messenger RNA. Its product is annotated as C-reactive protein-like. The coding region runs from base 148 to 708 and encodes 186 amino acids. NCBI's taxonomy places the organism in Eukaryota, Metazoa, Chordata, Chondrichthyes, Rajiformes, Rajidae. The record is from RefSeq and is a predicted model, not a curated record. The transcript is spliced from 4 exons.